CACCCCCCGCCACCUUCUGGCACCCAGGCUGCCCACCACACGACCCGGGUCCUCGCCGCCGCCUCGCCCGGCCCCACUGUUCUCUCCCCGGGGUCUCGCCAGCUCUUUCUUGCCGCCGCCACCUCCACAGCCGCUCCUGGAGCCGCGGGUCCACCGCGGGUCACCAUGCCCAGCAAAACCAAGUACAACCUUGUGGACGACGGGCACGACCUGCGGAUCCCUUUGCACAACGAGGACGCCUUCCAGCAUGGCAUCUCUUUUGAGGCCAAGUACGUGGGAAGCCUGGAUGUGCCGAGACCCAACAGCAGGGUGGAGAUCGUGGCUGCCAUGCGCAGAAUCCGGUAUGAGUUUAAAGCCAAGAACAUCAAGAAGAAGAAGGUGAGCAUCAUGGUGUCUGUGGAUGGUGUGAAAGUGAUCCUGAAGAAGAAGAAAAAGCUUCUUUUAUUGCAGAAAAAGGAGUGGACGUGGGAUGAGAGCAAGAUGCUGGUGAUGCAGGACCCUAUCUACAGGAUCUUCUAUGUCUCUCAUGAUUCCCAAGACUUGAAAAUCUUCAGCUAUAUCGCUCGAGAUGGUGCCAGCAAUAUCUUCAGGUGUAACGUCUUUAAGUCCAAGAAGAAGAGUCAAGCUAUGAGAAUCGUGAGGACAGUAGGACAGGCCUUCGAGGUCUGUCACAAGCUGAGUCUGCAGCACACCCAGCAGAACGCAGAUGGCCAGGAAGACGGGGAGAGUGAGAGGAACAGUGAUGGCUCUGGAGACCCAGGCCGCCAGCUCACUGGAGCCGAGAGGGCCUCCACAGCCACGGCAGAGGAGACUGACAUUGAUGCUGUGGAGGUCCCACUCCCCGGGAAUGAUGUUCUCAACUUCAGCCGAGGUGUCACAGACCUGGAUGCUGUAGGAAAGGAAGGAGGCUCCCACAUAGACUCUACGGUCUCGCCCCAUCCUCAGGAGCCCAUGCUGACAGCCUCACCUCGGAUGCUGCUGCCUUCUUCUUCCUCCUCUUCCUUGAAGCCACCAGGCUUGGGCACAGGGACGCCCCUGUCCACUCACCACCAGAUGCAGCUCCUCCAGCAGCUCCUCCAGCAGCAGCAGCAGCAGACGCAAGUGGCUGUGGCCCAGCCUGGCCCUGCCCCCACUUCUGAUGGAGGAGCUGGAGUCCAGGUUCACUUGCUGAAGGAUCAGUUGGCUGCUGAGGCUGCUGCACGGCUAGAGGCCCAGGCGCGCGUGCACCAGCUCCUACUGCAGAACAAAGACAUGCUCCAGCACAUCUCUCUGCUGGUCAAGCAGGUGCAGGAGCUGGAGCUGAAGCUGUCAGGACAGAAUGCCAUGGGCUCCCAGGACAGUUUGCUGGAGAUCACCUUCCGUUCAGGUGCCCUGCCUGUGCUCUGUGAACCUACCACCCCUAAGCCAGAGGACCUACACUCACCGCUGCUGGGCGCCGGCUUGGCUGACUUUGCCCACCCAGCGGGCAGCCCCUUAGUUGACCACAGCAUGUUUGAGAAUUUGAACACAGCCCUCACUCCAAAGCUCCAAUCCAGCCGUUCCUUCCCGCACCUGUCCAGAUCUGCAGCCCCAAGUACCAUCACCCCUGGCUCUGCAGAGUCAGGAGGACCAGGACUGAGGGUGGGCAGCAGCCAGCACCUUAAGAACCUGGGCAAAGCCAUGGGGGCCAAGGUCAAUGACCUCCUGCGAAGAAAGGAGUCCUCAAGCCUGGGCAGUGUGGGUGUGAUGGAGAUUAACAAGACUGCUGGAGCCCAGCUGGCUGGUGGAGAAGAGGCAGCCUGUGGAGCCUGGCUGGAGGAUGAGAGGUCAGUCCAAGAAGCCUUCCCUCUGCUGGAUCCUCCACCUCCCAUAACCCGGAAGCGAACCCCUCGGGCCCUGAAGACCACCCAGGACAUGCUGAUUUCAUCACAGCCAGUCCUAAGCAAUCUAGAAUAUGGGACAGAAUUGUCACCUGGGCAGGUCCAGGACACUCUACUCACUGCUCAGCCUGUCUCUACAGAUAAUUCACGACCAGAGUCUAUCAUUGAAAUGGGAGACAAGGGAGAGGCUCUGCCCAAUGGUGAGGUGUCCCUGUUGGUACCUGACCUAAUACACAAGAACAGCCAGGAAGAAUCCAAGCUAAAGGUGACUGAAUGCAGAAGAGCCUCCUCCCCUGACCCCAUUGAGAGGAAUGGCCUCAAACUCAGCUUGAGUCCCAUCAGCCUAGCUGAGUCCUGGGAGAACAGCAGCCCACCUCCACUGGCACGGACCUCCAGCCUUGACAAUGAGGGCCUUCACCCAGACCUGCUGUCCUUUGAGUAGUGUCUUGUCUUCCCUGCUGAACACACUCUUCACUUUGUCCUCCACUACACACAGGUUCUUUGUCCCAACUCUGUCAUGCCCUCAUCUUCCUUCAUGGAAGGUACGGCACAGCCUACUCUCUACCUAAGGUGUUGCAGGACCAGAUGGCCACAAGUAGUCCCACUUAAGGAGUCUGCAGAAUGGCAAAAGGAUGGGGGUGGCAUCUCUGAUCCUACUUCUCUGUAAGAUCUUCUGGCUGCUACUGGAAUUCAUCCACCAUCAGUCUUGUCCCAACUUCCUACUGAAUUACAGGACCACCAGCCUAGGAGGAUGGCUUUGGCAGGAACUCUUUGCCUGUCUGAUCAGAUGCAUAUGCUGUCUGUUCUUUCAUCCACCCACCCCCUCACCCAGCCCUGAUUCUGUCCCUUUCCUCCAUAGUGGCCCAAGGACUCCCUGCCUUGAAGGAAAUACAGCUAGGGAACAGUGGUAGGUUUGGCUUGAUGAUGGGACUUUGCCUAGAUAGCUACACUCUUGACACCACCUCACCAUAGUUCCUUCAGCCUCUAGGCCACAUGGAUCUCUAGCCACCACCUUUCCUCUAUUUCUGGGUUAGGGCCAGUGGAGGUGCUUCAAAGGCUUGGGACCUUGAGGGCUUCCUCAAAGUUUUAACUUUGUUACCAGGGUCCCCAAGGUUUUCCCCAUACAGUUAGAAGCUCCCUACAUCUCUGGAUAGGCACUUAGGACAAUGGUGUGGGUAGUUGUGCUGGGGUUCCUUGCUGUGUGUGUGAAGAUGGGGGUAGGCUGGCCCCUGAGAAAGCAGCGGAGAGUGUUCUGGUGUUCAAGAGAAGAGCUUUAGGAGCAUGGAAUGGAUCUACAAGAUCAUAGAGAAGAGUACAGCAGGGACUGAGAAGAGCAUCAAAUCAGAGCAGCAUCUCGGGCCACUCCACACCAAGAAUUAGGCAGUGCCGGGGGCCUGGGAACAGUGUGUGUGAGAGCCAGGGUGUAGCAUGUGAGAGACUGGAAUGUGGUAAGGACUGUGGAGGCAAAGCAGUUGUCACUAAGUGAGAGUGCUUCUUUGUGUUUGUGCUGAGGUUGCCUGAAUUCCCUGCAGCCCCAGGUCUGCCCAGAGAUACCCCGAGCCUCUGUGCUUUAUCCACCUAACAGCAAACCUCCUCUGCCUUUGUCGUCGGGAUCUGUGUGAGGAACCAACAAGGUUUAUCAACCCUUGACCAGCUCCUGCCUUCCAGGUUAACUUGCUCUGUGUUUCUUUCUCCCUGCAGGGGCCCUAUCAUGCUGUCUUCCUGUGGCCAGGAGACUCUGUAGUGAUCCUAGCCACAAGGGUCUUUGUAGUCAGAAGAGGACAUCCCUGUUCUCGAACAAGGUGGUCAGAACCCCACAAGGAGACUGGGGAUGAUGCAUCCAGUCAGGGCAGGCCAUGUAGCAGUCAUCUGUUCUACUUCCCGUGGUCUUCCCUUUUCUGCUUGCUUGGCUUCCCAUCUGUGAGACUGGGGCACACAUGUCUCACUUGCUAGUUCAACAUCACCAACGUGCUUCCCUUCUCCUGUUCAGCAGACAUCUGAGCUAACUCCUGCAGAACCAGAAUAGAUCUCAGCCACAUCCCUGGGGUGUGGUUUCCUUCCAAUAGCCUUUCUUAAGCAGCUAUAUGGCUUCAUCCAUCUCUGCUUUCCAAUCCUCUUCUCUUGCUCCAUCUCCCAUUGCAAUGAAUGCAGAGAUUCAUUCCAUGUUCCCUGCAUAGUCUGGUCUCUUCCUCUCAGAUGAGAAUCCAUGCAGCUAGACAUCUGAAGGCUCUGGUAGAGUACACAGGACUGUUAGCACAUAUGUAGCGCACAUGACUUGCUCCAAGAACAUCCCAAGGAUGUGACAUCUGACCCUGAAGUCUGAGAAGUCCUUAGGGCUAGCAUUUGAGGAUCUAUGAAUUUUCCCCAGAGGGAUUUGUGAUAUUACCCAAAACGGAGCAUUUAUGCUGCAGGGUAGAAAGUCUAGACAUGCACUGGAGCACAUGUCCAAUGUGAUCUGAGCUCUCCAUACCAGAAUCAUGGUCUGCUCCUUCCCAAAAGUGCCUAAGUGAUAUGGUUACCUAAAACCAACAGCAUGACAUUUGGCUUGCUUAAGCACCCAGGAUACUGCUAGAGUCCUGGCCUUCAGGACCCGUGAGAAGGAAGCUUCGGAGUACUUUAGACUUGGGCUUGAUGUUGAAUUAGGUGCCACGGAUGCCUACACCAACUCCUAGGGUCGUGGCCAUCUCCCUACUACAGAAGUGAUGCUGCUACCUCAGGAGGUCCUCUGAGACUGAGCCUUGUCUUAGAUGCUGCAGAUAUUGCCUGGUACUAGGGGCUAAGUACUUCCCAGGAACCAGCAGGAACAAAUCCUCUUGAUAGCUUCGGCUCACAUCAGCUCUUCCAUCUAGUGCCCCAACAGGCUCACUGACCAUCUCAGCAGUCUGGACUGUAGCAUGGCAGCCUUCACAAUGAACCAAGAUCCUCUGGGGACUUAGUCCUUGGGUAGUUUUAUAUGUAUAGGGGGCAGGCUUAAUGGGGAGGAAUGAAGGAUCUAAUGAAGAAGCUGGGGCCUUGGAGCCCCCCCACACACACACUUCUUUCCAGCUUCAUUGUAUACCCCUGUCCAGCCCAUAGCUUUACCCUUAUAGAUCACAAUGUAAGCUUCCAGAAGCCCUGGAAAGAGGGUACCUCCUCCCCUGUCCCAGCCCACACUUCUCUCUAGAAAUGUACCUGUGAAUGUUCUGUAUCUGCAAGAUAUGAAGACAUGUGUUUUUAACUCAUCAUCUUUUACAGAACAACUUUUGUCCCUGUUUGGAAGAACAAGAUUAUAGUUCUAUUCUGAGUAUUUUUUAGAGAGCUCAUAUUUAUAUUUUUAGAGAUUUUUCUUGUAGAAGGAAAUUACAUAAUAAAAUGAUAAUGUGUUUU
Molecule: messenger RNA, 5225 nt
Organism: Phodopus roborovskii (desert hamster)
Lineage: Eukaryota; Metazoa; Chordata; Mammalia; Rodentia; Cricetidae
Product: carboxyl-terminal PDZ ligand of neuronal nitric oxide synthase protein
Exons: 13
Coding region: 166-2301 (711 amino acids)
Molecular function (GO): nitric-oxide synthase binding
Source: RefSeq, a predicted model, not a curated record